AUGCACUGGCUAAGAACUGCUGCGUCGUUCCCCUUUAUCUACUCCACGGCCUUCGCAACUGCUACCAGCGAAGGCGGAGUCUCGCAGAAGGGCAAUGUCUGCACGGUAACGGCACUGGGAGGAAAGAAAGAUGACGUCCCAAAUAUUCUAGAUGCGUUUUCACGCUGUGGAAAAGAUGGCACAGUCAUCUUCCCCGAGGACCAGAACUAUUGGAUUGCCACGAGACUCAACCCAGUUCUUAGCAAUAUCACCAUUGAAUGGCGAGGUAUAUGGACGUUCUCGGAUGAUCUUGAUUACUGGCGCAACAACUCUUAUCCGGUCAGCUUUCAGAACCAUCACGCCGGGUUCGUCAUUACCGGGAACCAUAUUACAAUCGAGGGAUAUGGGACUGGUCAGAUAUAUGGCAAUGGAAAUGCCUGGUACAAUGUUGAGCAGACUGUCACGCAGCCUGGAAGGCCGAUGCCGUUCGUCUUCUGGAACGUGUCAGAGGUUCUUGUAGAGAAUUUCUCGGUCAAGGACCCUCCUCUAUGGUCCCUGAACAUUAUGAAUGGAACAAAUCUGCGUUUCGACAAUAUCACGUGCAAUGCCACUGCCGUGAAUGCGCCCUAUGGAGUGAACUGGGUGCAAAAUACGGACGGGUUCGAUACCAUGGAUGUAUACAACCUCGAAUUAAACGGUCUGACGUAUCAGGGUGGAGAUGAUUGCAUUGCCGUGAAGCCACACUCCUACAACAUCCGCGCCAGAGACAUAACGUGUCAUGGAGGCAAUGGCAUUGCCAUUGGUAGUCUCGGUCAGUAUCUUACAGAUGCAUCGGUGGCGAAUAUAUUAAUAGACAAUGUCACGGUCAUUCGUCACAACGAUGAUCUCACCAAUUCUGCAUAUGUCAAGACAUGGAUGGGCGGACUUGUCCCGCAAAGCUCAUACGAGAGCGCCGAUGAGCCAAACGGAGGUGGUUGGGGCUCAAUCGAGAACGUUCUCUUCUCCAAUUUCAAUGUCCAAGGAGCCAGUGCUGGGCCAGCCAUCACACAAGAUAGCGGUGAUAACGGCUCUUACGCAGGAACCAGUCUCAUGUCCAUUGCGAAUGUUGCCUUUGUCAAUUUCACGGGGUACUUGGACGAUGUCUCAGACGACCGUAUUGCGUCGGUGUCCUGCUCGAGCGUCCAUCCAUGUUACAACAUCGACUUUCAAAACAUAGACCUUCAUCCGUCGCAAAAUGCGUCAGAGUAUGGCAAUGCGACUUGCCGAUAUACCGCCACAGGAGGCGUUCAUGGCCUGCCGGGGUGUUGA
This is a messenger RNA of Talaromyces atroroseus, 1287 nucleotides long. Its product is annotated as putative galacturan 1,4-alpha-galacturonidase C. Gene Ontology annotation, molecular function: polygalacturonase activity. The record is from RefSeq and is a predicted model, not a curated record. Lineage: Eukaryota; Fungi; Ascomycota; Eurotiomycetes; Eurotiales; Trichocomaceae. Gene Ontology annotation, biological process: carbohydrate metabolic process. The coding region runs from base 1 to 1287 and encodes 428 amino acids. The transcript has 4 exons.